Cryptomeria japonica (Japanese cedar) is the source of this 1156-nucleotide messenger RNA. RefSeq names its product transcription factor bHLH75. Bases 197 to 1030 code for a protein of 277 amino acids. Gene Ontology annotation, cellular component: nucleus. The record is from RefSeq and is a predicted model, not a curated record. Gene Ontology annotation, molecular function: DNA-binding transcription factor activity; protein dimerization activity. The transcript is spliced from 7 exons. NCBI's taxonomy places the organism in Eukaryota, Viridiplantae, Streptophyta, Pinopsida, Cupressales, Cupressaceae. Gene Ontology annotation, biological process: regulation of DNA-templated transcription.
CGGUAAAGAGCCCUAAAAUAACUCAGAAUUACUCUGUGUCUCUAAUUAAUGAGACAUGUUUCUCCUGUCCGAACAACAUUGCUCAUCCCACUCUAGCCUAAUUCUUCGUUACAUUAGAUUCAAUUAGAAGUGGCAUAUUAUAAGAUAUUAACUAUAUAGCGAGCUCUUAGAUUACUUCCUUGUGCAAACUUUUUCCAUGGAAAAGUUUCCUUACCUCUCGGCCAAGGACGAUUACUCUCUGUUUAAUGUCGUGUGCAAGCAGAGAUCGCUGGAGACAAAUUCACCAUUUCUUCUGCACUUUGCUUAUCCACCUUCUCAUAAUUAUUCCAAUUGUGAUCUAUCUGCUCUUCACAACAUAAAUUCGCAGGCCAACAUUGCUUUUGGUGGAAAAUCAGCCAUCCCCACCAGCAAUACAUUUCAUUUCAAUUUAGAGCAGGGCAAGAAACGGAUAAAGAUAGAGAAAAUAAAGGAGGCAGAAAUGAAGUGUUACCUUAAAAAGACGGACAAACUUACAACUCCAUUGCGUCACAAUGAUUUCAUUCACGUAAGAGCCAGAAGGGAGCAGGCCAAAGAUAGACACAGCCUAGCAGAAAGGGUGAGAAGAGCGAAAAUCAACGAGCGCAUGAGAAUCUUAAGGGAGCUUGUUCCUGGGUGUGCCAAGACCGCGGGAGUAGCACUUAUACUUGAAGAAGUCAUCAACUAUGUGAAGUCACUGCAAAGUCGAGUGAAGUUGCUGUCAAUGAAGGUGGCAUGUGAGAGCGCUUCUAAUGACCUCAGGAUUGAAAUAAGCAAGGAAUUGCCUAGGGAGAUAGAGGGGGCAGAAGGAAUUCCAGAAACAAUUUCACAUGGCAAGAAAAACUCAAUUGAAGCACAAGAAGGUUCUCAUCUUUUUGGACUUUCCACAACUUAUGAUAACAUGCAACAAGAGGCCUGGUCCUUGCUGAGAGAAGAAACCAAACUAGAAUCUAUGGAAGCAAAUAAAUUGGACGGUGAGAUGCAGAAUUCAUUGAACGGAGGUCUCCAUCUCUAGUGAUUGAUAUUCAUUCACAUAUGAAAUAUAAAUCACAUUUCUUUAGUUUUAUUCAAUAUGGUUCACUUAUGUUUAGGUGACUAUUCUGUUGGAUUUAUUAAUAUUUCAUAAUGGUGUUUCUAAUUA